Molecule: messenger RNA, 948 nt
Organism: Tetrahymena thermophila SB210
Lineage: Eukaryota; Ciliophora; Oligohymenophorea; Hymenostomatida; Tetrahymenidae
Product: Mov34/MPN/PAD-1 family: proteasomal regulatory protein rpn11 and signalosome complex protein
Exons: 3
Biological process (GO): proteasome-mediated ubiquitin-dependent protein catabolic process; protein deubiquitination
Cellular component (GO): proteasome regulatory particle, lid subcomplex
Molecular function (GO): proteasome binding; protein binding; metallopeptidase activity
Source: RefSeq, a predicted model, not a curated record
AUGAAUUUUAUGUAAGGUUUUGGAGGCUUAGGUGGCCUUGAUUUUAUGGGAGGACAAUAAUCUGAUCCAAACGCUCCUCUUCCAGAUACACAAGAAAAGAUAUAUGUUUCAGCUUUAGCAUUAAUUAAAAUGCUUAAGCAUUCAAGAGCAGGUGUACCUAUGGAAGUCAUGGGUUUGAUGCUUGGUGAAAUAGUUGAUGAGUAUACUGUUAAUGUAAUUGAUGUUUUUGCUAUGCCUUAAAGUGGUACUAGUGUAAGUGUUGAAUCAGUAGAUCCAGUUUUCUAAUAGGAAAUGCUUGAUAUGCUUCAACAAACUGAACGUAGAGAGAAUGUCGUUGGAUGGUAUCACUCCCAUCCCAGUUUUGGUUGUUGGUUGUCAAGUGUUGAUUAGCAGACUUAAAUGAGUUUUGAGUAACUAAAUCCAAAGGCAGUUGCAUUGGUUAUAGAUCCUAUUUAGAGUGUAAGAGGAAGAGUAGUUAUUGAUGCCUUCAGAUUAAUUAAUCCCACUGUUGUUAUGAGUGGUUAAGAACCUAGACAAACUACUGGUGUCGAAGGACAUUUAAAUAAGCCUAACUUAGAAGCUCAACUUAGAGGUGUUGGCAUUCAAUAUUAUUCUAUAAAUAUUGCUUUCCGUACAAAUGAAUUAGAAAAUUAAAUGCUCUCAGAUUUAUACAAAUCAUCAUGGAGAAACUCUUUAGAAUUAAAAUCUUCUACAAAGCAUAGUGAGCAAAAUGUCCAAGCUAUGAAAGAUAUGGUAGGAUUGGCCAAGUUGUAUACAAAGGCAAUAGAAGAGGAAAUUAAAUGCAAUGGUAAGGAUGAAAAGUAAUUAAAAAUAAAAAACACAGGUAAAAUAGAUCCUAAAAAACAUCUUGAAAGUAAUAUUGAUGAUGCUUCAGCUAAUAAUAUAGUGCAAUUAUUAGGUAAUAUGAUGUCUGCAAGAGUUCUUUGA